Molecule: messenger RNA, 2334 nt
Organism: Pollicipes pollicipes
Lineage: Eukaryota; Metazoa; Arthropoda; Thecostraca; Pollicipedomorpha; Pollicipedidae
Product: regulator of G-protein signaling 8
Exons: 2
Coding region: 607-1032 (141 amino acids)
Source: RefSeq, a predicted model, not a curated record
GGCUCAAUGCUCUGCUUGGUUGGCAUUGCCUGACUAAGUAUUUGCUUGUCCCGGGUUUUUGUGCGUUAAAAAUGUGUCGAGUCGAACCGCGAGUGUCUGUUGUAGUUCGCGUUCAGCCACCGAGGUUGUAGGCGGGUUUUUGGGCGAGGCAAUCGACAAGACUUGGCGACGACUCCUUGCUUGACAGGCUCUUCUCUGACUCAGGCGCGGACGAGUCCACGUGGCACCUGACGGGGGAGGCACUUGGAUGCAUGGCAACGGCCGCGACGCGUCAGCUUGUGCCGAUCUUCCGCGGUUUGUGAAGUGAUUCGGAGUAGCUGGUUGCGUGGUGCCGUGGCCCGGUGUCUAUAAAUACCUCGGCCCCCCGCCCCCCAACGCGCGUGGCCGGCGCCUGGCGCCGCUGGCUUGCCGUGAAGGGUGCGGCGCAAAACGUCACCAACCCAACGGUGCGAGCGCACCACGUUAGGGUGUCUAGCCACUUCGAAGCAGCGCGGACCCCUUGGAAUCUUAUACCAUCCAGUGCAUGACAGACGGGGCCACCGAUAAAGGUUCAUCUGGCAGCGCCUCGAUUUUCGUCUGAUUCUUCCCGCCUUCACCGAACCCACAAUGCCGAAAAACAAGCCGGAGUCGUAUAACAAGGUGACGGCGCAGCAGAUCGAGGAGUGGACCAGCUCCUUCGACCGGCUGCUAGCCAGCGACCGCGGCCGCGACAUGUUCAUGGAGCACCUGCUGCACGAAGGCACCGAGCGGCACCUGGAGUUCUGGCUGCGUUGCCAGCGACUCAGCGACGCCUACAAGCAGGUCAAGGACGACGCCAACGCCAUCUACGAGACGUUCCUCGACAUCGACGCGCCGAAGAAGGUGAACGUAUACCGCGAGGCGGAGGCGGUGCGCCAGCGGCUGGAGCAGAAGGAGUCGGAGGGCUUCGGCGUGUUCGAGGAGGCGCAGUACAAGGUGAAGGCGCGCAUGGAACAGGACAGCUACCCGGGCUUCUGCGUGGAGCUGAUGAAGAUGAAGAAGUCGCUCAAGUGACAUGAGGCCAACAGGGGGCCUGCCAAAGCUUGCUCCCUGUUCUGAGGAGUUGUGAGGGAGUCGGAUUUGAUCAUUGUGGUCCCGUCGGAGCGCCGUUGGGCCAGCUGGGACUGGAUCCAGAUCUGGAUCUGGAUCUGGAUCUGGACUGGAUCAUAGAGUCUGAGUCCCGUCCUGAAGUGUUUCAGGGUCCCUGAGUCCCUCGAGCAGGGACUCAGGGAGGGACUCAGGGCCUUGGUCGCUCGAGCAGAGUUUGGAGGCGACCAGAGCACACUCGUUGCACGUAAGAGAAUGAACGCUCCGCUGAACGCGUCCGUUUUCUGGGCGCUUGUUAGGACGAGGAAGCGUGCUAUUGUGGCCUUACCUGAAAUGGCCUGUGAAGCGCGGACGCGUGAUUGUGCUUCUCAGACGCCGACACCCGGAUAUCGUAUGGUGCGUGUGAUCUCUGAAUUGUGGGCUCCCUAUGCGACGCAAAAGUGUCGGUGAGCACAUGUGCCCCGGCAUUAUUUCUGGACCUGCAUGCGCUUGCCAAUCACAAGCUAGCUUAUCCUGAAUAGCUUAUCCUGACCCCACCCAAUGAUGGCAGUAUCAAUGGUGGUGGUGGCGAUCGCUCUCAUGUGUGUCAGCGAAGCGGCAUGACCUUCUGGCUACGUGAUCGUUGACUGUAAUUACUCGAGUGACUGUGAAAACAGCUGAGUAUCUGACCAGCAGAAUAGCACAGUAUGUAGAGGCUGGACCUUGCUGCCAAACCCUGAACUCUGGAUUGUUAAUCUCGGGUCAUGAGCCGAUGUUUCCUCGCGCACGGCGAUCACACGUCUCGAGCUACCGGUGGUGGGUGGUGUGGGCGGAUUGUCCACUGGGGUGCCUUGUGGAACUGCCGAUCCUAAAAUGAAUGAAUAAUGUGCCACUCUGUGCGGGGGUGCACCGCCGCAAUCUUAAGGCGGCGUUUCAGCUAUAUUUUUCGCUGGGUGCUCGUCUAGUCCUUCAACCGUGACCGAAGUUAGGCACCGAAGUUACCCUGUUUUUCUCGUUGUUUUUUCAAAGGAUAGGUGUUUGUUUUUAGACGUUAUGUUGACUCCUUCCGUCGUCAGAAGCGUUGAGGCAGCUGUAGCGGAGACAAAUAUACAGUACUGACUCGCUCGCCAUCUGUCAGCUUCACGCUUUUGCCGCGAUAGCUUGAGAGACAUCGCCCGUAUUGGUACGACCAUUCAGCUGUGAGCUUAUGACAUGAUGGCGGGUUGUGUUACCAUGUGGCUUGAUUUGUUGUCGGAUGAACUACUACAAAAAUACACUGAUGCAGUCGUA